Molecule: messenger RNA, 3386 nt
Organism: Amoebophrya sp. A25
Lineage: Eukaryota; Dinophyceae; Syndiniales; Amoebophryaceae
Source: the annotation of a GenBank genome assembly
AUGGUAUUUCCGCUUUCUCUUAGUCUGCAGGUUAAGGCUAGUUUUUCACUAUCUUGUGUGAGCCAUGUUGCUAAGUGGCGUCCUCCUUGAUUUAAAGGCGAAAAAUAGGGGAGCAAACUACUUAGAAGGGGAACUCACUGAACAUCCAGGCGUAGUGAAAAACUAGUGUUAACCACGGCUUGCAGAUGACACCGGAGGUCGCCAGUAGUUUCGCUUACCUGAAAUACCUAGUGCUUGUCAUGUGGCUCCUGAUGGCUCUCAGAUUUUUGUCAGCCGACCUCAGCGGCGCCCUGAACGAACUCCUCAGUGGUCUGGCAGGUAGAACGGGUGCUACCAUCAGUGUGUGUCUGUGUAGUAAACUCCUUCUAUGCCAUGGUUGCCAAACAACAAUGACUGUAGCAGUUCUUGAAGACUUCAACCGCUCGAGUACUGGUUGUAGGUGCAUCUUGCUCGUCAACACAUCAAUUUCAGAUGAAAGUAUUUGUAUUGUAUAACCUUCAGCAAGUACUAGACGAUCAUCAUGGAACAAUAUUCAAAAUUGACGUCAACACAGCAGGUGUGUUUCUACUUACAUCUUGCUCAACACAUCAUCAGGCGUGUUUCUACUGAAGGACGACGCGAUGUGGGUCACGUGCUGGGAGACAUUUUUCAAAGACGGCUGUCUAAUUAAGGCUAGCUGUUCAGUCUAGUUGAGGAGAAAAAAGGAAAUGAAUCUCACUCAACCGAGUUGAUAUUCUCACCAUCAUCCUUCGCCCUUUUUCUACUUAUUUGAAAAAGAAGCACCCAUAGCCACGGAUCAAUCAACAUGCAGCACCCAAUGACCAUGGUGCUACGGGUACUUACUAGGAAUGGAACCACCAGAGAUACAAACAUGACACGCUCUAACUUCGGCUUUUUCUCUGGCGGUGGAGGCCUCAGGUGUCUCCCGUACUGCUGUUUCAUCUGGGGUGUGAACGGAUUUUUUGACCUCGCUUUGGCUGCAAAUUUAAUUUCCAAGUACGGUGGACUCGUGCCCUGCGACUUCUCUCUGAUAUUAAGGCUCAGUUAAGCUCACUAGGCCCUGCUCUAAAAAAAGGGUCACCGAUAGGUUUCCGCUUGAUUGCAUUGUGUUUGUUUCUGCACUAGCUACCAUCCCUGACUCUUACUCUUUUCGUUCCUACUAUGUGAGCAGUUUAUAGCACGCGCGGCGCACGGAGCGCAUGGAGCGAAGACCCAUAAGGGACGCAAGAAGCGACCCCUUUAGGUCCAUGCAACUCCAUGCGAUCGAUCCACGCACUCCAUGCCAUGCGAGCUGGCAACCCUUACAAGCUUCGCUGUGCUAAGCAUAGGCACGGCGUCGAAAUGCGUUGACAUCUUCCCAGUUCUUUUUCUACGUAUCUAACGUGCCUACAUUUCUAAAGGGAAACGCCUAGAAGUACGGAGAUGCUCACCAGGAUUGCACUCGGGUGCUGAAUAAUUGCUCAAAAAUACUUCACCAUCCAGAUCCCUGACUCUUUUCCUACUCAGAAAGAUCUUUUCCUACGAAGAAUAAAGAAAGAGUUUGUCAGUGGUCACUAAGUAAGACCUUGCCCUACUAAGGAUAAGGAAAAAGUUUGUCAAUGGUCACUAAGAAAGACGACCUUCCCCUACUAAUAAUAAGGGAAAAGUCUGUCAGGGGCCACUAAGAAAGACCGUCCCCCACUAGUAAUAAGGGAGAAAGUCUGUCAGUGGGAGUGGUCACUAAGAAAGACGGCCUUCCCCUACUAAUAAUUAUACGGCAAAAGUCUAUCAGGGGGAGGGGCCACUAAAAAAGACCGUCCCCCACUAAGAAUAAGGGAGAAAGUCUGUCAGUGGUCACUAAGAAAGACGACCUUCCCCCACUAAUAAUAUGGGAAAAGUCUGCCAGGGGCCACUAAGAAAGACGACAUUCCCUCACUAAUAAUAAGGGAAAAGCCUGCCAGGGGCCACUAAGAAAGGCCUUCCCCUACUAAUAAUAAGGGGAAAAGUCUGUAGUUAGGGAUCAAUCGCUGGGCUUGCCUGUUUGUGCUUGGAUAAUUAUCAUCUUCUUCCUGUUAGAAGAAUGCAACCACCACCACGGAACUACCUACUACCUCUAAUUAUAUGCGCCGAGCCGCUCUUUGCCCUAGUAGCGGGAAUGGUUCAGUUUGGUUCCUCCAUUUUUGUGUGGAAUUUGAUAAAAAUGCAGCUCUCCUCGUCGUCGUCCGCAGAGGUAGGGGGACAGGGAGGAGGCGCGCAAAAUGCGAGUGCUACAAGAUAUGACCAUAAGCAUACUUCUUUGCUUCAGUACUCAAAUAUUUUUAUCUAUCUUUUUCAGAAGUUAACGUUGUUGUUGAGUAGUGCAUAUUGAUACUUUUACUUUCUUCAUGUCAGCGGUGGCGGUUUUUUUCUCAUACAUUGGUGAGUACAACUAGCGGUAGUUCCUCUUCUUCAUUCCAGCGCAGUUUCGAUUAGCGCCUUAUAAGUACAUAUUUAUUACAUACAGGAGCAUCAUCUUCUAUUUCUUCUUGGUACUAGUUUCCCUUCAUUCCAGCGGUGGCGGUUUUUUCUCAGGUGGAUUGCUAUCGUCAAGUGGAUCCUACGUUCAGGAUGGAGUAGUCACCGCACCGAGCGGAGGACCGCAGCAGGCCUCUGUUAAGGCUUGUUCCCGUUACCGUAAGGGCCAUUAAUUCAUCUUGAGGUUGAGAAGCAAAUCCAAAAGCAUCUUGAUGUGGAUCUUCUUCUUUGGCUCCCUUUUCUCUGAUGACGGAAAGAAUAAGAAAACGCGACGCGGUCAAGGAAAGAAGCGAACACGUAAAAGAUGACAGACUUGCAAGUUAGUAGUUACACGAUGUAAAAGAUAACAGACUUGCAAGAUAGAUGCAUAGAUAGAUGACAGACCUGUAAGACAGAUGAAUAUCUGCAACUAGAUGAAUAUCUGUAAGGUCGUCUAACUCUGGCUUUAGCUUGUUCGGUGGCACAGGUCAAACGCUUGGCGGCACGCUUGGUGGCGAGACGUCUGGGUACCAGCCAGUCGCAGGGGAAUCACAGAGCCAGUUGCCGACGCAGCCAGGCUUUCAGCCGUUCACUGGAACCGGGCAACGACUGGAGGGGCGUGUCUAGAAAAGGGGAGAAUCGAAACUGGGACAGAGCAGCGACUGGAGGGGCGUGCCGUCUAAGAAAGAUUUUUUUUUUGAAGAAGAAGAGGCGAAAGCCAUAAUUCGGCCAGAUGAAGGAAAGUCGCUUUACAAUAGCCAUAAUCCAGCCAGACGAACCGGGAGAGUCGCUUUGCAAUUACUUGGAUUCACUGAAAUGAGUUUGGUCAGUUUUCAGUUUCGAAAUGCGUCUGAUACUGAUUAUUCCUGAAGAUGCAGCUGAUCUCGAAUGAGAAAAGUGAUAUAGAACAGGGC